Messenger RNA from Gallus gallus (chicken), 2647 nucleotides. Its product is annotated as envelope glycoprotein gp95-like. Gene Ontology annotation, biological process: RNA-templated DNA biosynthetic process; DNA integration. Bases 44 to 2422 code for a protein of 792 amino acids. Gene Ontology annotation, molecular function: zinc ion binding; RNA-DNA hybrid ribonuclease activity; RNA-directed DNA polymerase activity. The transcript has 2 exons. NCBI's taxonomy places the organism in Eukaryota, Metazoa, Chordata, Aves, Galliformes, Phasianidae. The record is from RefSeq and is a predicted model, not a curated record.
GGGGGCGCCAGUUCUCUCCGCGCUCCCGCGUGGCUGGCCCCUGAUGGUCCUAGACCUCAAGGAUUGCUUCUUUUCUAUUCCUCUUGCGGAACAAGAUCGCGAAGCUUUUGCAUUUACGCUCCCCUCUGUGAAUAACCAGGCCCCCGCUCGAAGAUUCCAAUGGAAGGUCUUGCCCCAAGGGAUGACCUGUUCUCCCACUAUCUGUCAGUUGGUAGUGGGUCAGGUACUUGAGCCCUUGCGACUCAAGCACCCAUCUCUGUGCAUGUUGCAUUAUAUGGAUGAUCUUUUGCUAGCCGCCUCAAGUCAUGAUGGGUUGGAAGCGGCAGGGGAGGAGGUUAUCAGUACAUUGGAAAGAGCCGGGUUCACCAUUUCGCCUGAUAAGAUCCAGAGGGAGCCCGGAGUACAAUAUCUUGGGUACAAGUUAGGCAGUACGUAUGUAGCACCCGUAGGCCUGGUAGCAGAACCCAGGAUAGCCACCUUGUGGGAUGUUCAAAAGCUGGUGGGGUCACUUCAGUGGCUUCGCCCAGCGUUAGGAAUCCCGCCACGACUGAUGGGCCCCUUUUAUGAGCAGUUACGAGGGUCAGAUCCUAACGAGGCGAGGGAAUGGAAUCUAGACAUGAAAAUGGCCUGGAGAGAGAUCGUACAGCUUAGCACCACUGCUGCCUUGGAACGAUGGGACCCUGCCCUGCCUCUGGAAGGAGCGGUCGCUAGAUGUGAACAGGGGGCAAUAGGGGUCCUGGGACAGGGACUGUCCACACACCCAAGGCCAUGUUUGUGGUUAUUCUCCACCCAACCCACCAAGGCGUUUACUGCUUGGUUAGAAGUGCUCACCCUUUUGAUUACUAAGCUACGUGCUUCGGCAGUGCGAACCUUUGGCAAGGAGGUUGAUAUCCUCCUGUUGCCUGCAUGCUUUCGGGAGGACCUUCCGCUCCCGGAGGGGAUCCUGUUAGCCCUUAAGGGGUUUGCAGGAAAAAUCAGGAGUAGUGACACGCCAUCUAUUUUUGACAUUGCGCGUCCACUGCAUGUUUCUCUGAAAGUGAGGGUUACCGACCACCCUGUACCGGGACCCACUGUCUUUACCGACGCCUCCUCAAGCACCCAUAAGGGGGUGGUAGUCUGGAGGGAGGGCCCAAGGUGGGAGAUAAAAGAAAUAGCUGAUUUGGGGGCAAGUGUACAACAACUGGAAGCACGCGCUGUGGCCAUGGCACUUCUGCUGUGGCCGACAACGCCCACUAAUGUAGUGACUGACUCCGCGUUUGUUGCGAAAAUGUUACUCAAGAUGGGACAGGAGGGAGUCCCGUCUACAGCGGCGGCUUUUAUUUUAGAGGAUGCGUUAAGCCAAAGGUCAGCCAUGGCCGCCGUUCUCCACGUGCGGAGUCAUUCUGAAGUGCCAGGGUUUUUCACAGAAGGAAAUGACGUGGCAGAUAGCCAAGCCACCUUUCAAGCGUAUCCCUUGAGAGAGGCUAAAGAUCUUCAUACUGCUCUCCAUAUUGGACCCCGCGCGCUAUCCAAAGCGUGUAAUAUAUCUAUGCAGCAGGCUAGGGAGGUUGUUCAGACCUGCCCGCAUUGUAAUUCAGCCCCUGCGUUGGAGGCCGGGGUAAACCCUAGGGGUUUGGGACCCCUACAGAUAUGGCAGACAGACUUUACGCUUGAGCCUAGAAUGGCCCCCCGUUCCUGGCUCGCUGUUACUGUGGAUACCGCCUCAUCGGCGAUAGUCGUAACUCAGCAUGGCCGUGUCACAUCGGUUGCUGCACAACAUCAUUGGGCCACGGCUAUCGCCGUUUUGGGAAGACCAAAGGCCAUAAAAACAGAUAACGGGUCCUGCUUCACGUCUAAAUCCACGCGAGAGUGGCUCGCGAGAUGGGGGAUAGCACACACCACCGGGAUUCCGGGUAAUUCCCAGGGUCAAGCUAUGGUAGAGCGGACCAACCGGCUCCUGAAAGAUAAGAUCCGUGUGCUUGCGGAGGGGGACGGCUUUAUGAAAAGAAUCCCCACCAGCAAACAGGGGGAACUACUAGCCAAGGCAAUGUAUGCCCUCAAUCACUUUGAGCGUGGUGAAAACACAAAAACACCGAUACAAAAACACUGGAGACCUACUGUUCUUACAGAAGGACCCCCGGUUAAAAUACGAAUAGAGACAGGGGAGUGGGAAAAAGGAUGGAACGUGCUGGUCUGGGGACGAGGUUAUGCCGCUGUGAAAAACAGGGACACUGAUAAGGUUAUUUGGGUACCCUCUCGAAAAGUUAAACCGGACAUCACCCAAAAGGAUGAGGUGACUAAGAAAGAUGAGGCGAGCCCUCUUUUUGCAGGCAUUUCUGACUGGAUACCCUGGGGAGACAAGCAAGAAGGACUCCAAGGAGAAACCGCUAGCAACAAGCAAGAAAGACCCGGAGAAGACACCCUUGCUGCCAACGAGAGUUAACUAUAUUCUCAUUAUUGGUGUCCUGGUCUUGUGUGAGGUUACGGGGACAGGUAUAAGACGUAAACGAAGCACCUCACACCUGGAUGAUACAUGCUCAGAUGAAGUGCAGCUUUGGGGUCCUACAGCAAGAAUCUUUGCAUCUAUCUUAGCCCCGGGGGUAGCAGCUGCGCAAGCCUUAAGAGAAAUCGAGAGACUAGCCUGUUGGUCCGUUAAACAGGCUAACUU